AUGAGUCCCGGCAGCGGGCAACUAAGUGCUUCGCUGCGCUUCGUGUCGCACAGGAUAUUGCGCACCACGCCGCGUCUCAUUGCGCAAAUAGCCAUUUGCUUCGUCGUCACUUACUCUCUGGCGACCUUUGCGCCGGCGUGGUUUUUCGAGGGUUACGAAAACCCGCUGCUCUGGCACAGGCGGAUCGACUCGUCCAUUACCAAAUCGACAGAAGAUGUUCGGGUUGUGGUCUUUGGAUCGCAGGAUGUGAUGGGGAGCGCAGUGCCGAGCUCAGAUUCUUCAAGAUCUUCGUGGACCCUGCAGCUUUGUAAAGAGCUUGGUUGUACAUCAUAUCGCUCUCUAGUGCCGUCGACAGAUGCGCAACCCGCAAUAGCAUCGAACCAUCUAUAUGAGACUUUGACCAACGAAUUUUUGUCGUCUGUCGAAGGCGCCGAUAUGCUGGAGUCGCCAGCAUCCGACUACGAAUUCCUCAAGUCGCAAUACCCCGUGCCAAAGACGCCUGAUCUUACUGCACAAGUCGACAAUUUUCUUUCCACAGCACCGGAGAGAAAGCAGUCGCGGAGUACUGUUUGGAUAUUCACGUUCGGAACAUGGGAGGUUUGGAAUCUCGCCGCUCUCCCCCCAGUGACGGCAAAUGACCUCUUGGACGGCAUGGUGGAACACAUCUUUCAACAGGCCGAGCUUCUCUACCUAAAAGCGCUAAACCCGAGAUCGAUCGCGUUUUCCAACUUUUGGGCCGGUAUGGAGCCGUCCGACAUGCAGAGAUUCAUGGCGCCCAACGCACCACGGAUACUUGACGAGCGAGCUCUCGAAACGUUUCGCAUCCUCGUGCCGAAGCUCUUUGACAUGACGCUGGCGCCGGUGUGGCAGACACGCCCGGCGCCACCGUACCCUCACACGCGAGCAGAGCACAUGCGCAACGCUGUAGCCCUGACGCGGCGCUGGAACGAGCAAGUCGCGAAGCGCAUGACGCAGUGGCGGGAUAGGGCACGCUCAAAGCCCAUUGGCGUGGAAGACGAGCAUGUAAUCAACACGAGCGACAGGCCCAUGAACGACGCGGCCCUGCAGGAUUUUGUGGCAAGCUUGCCCAAGGAUAUGCGCCCGGAGGAGGGAAUAUCAAAGGUGGCCUUCGCGCCGUAUCCGAAGCGGAUGGGCGAGCAGCUGGACUCGACGGUCGCCGGGAUGACAGAGCUGAUCAUGAAUGUGGAAAUGAUGAGAAGCGGUGCGCACGACUCGGCGGGCCACGGUGAGGCGACGGCGAACGCGUCGCUGUUGUUCGCUGAUGUGUCGGCGCCGUGCUUUGCGAGUGCAAUGGAUAUACCUGCAGGGCAGGGGGAGCGCGGCAGCAUUGCGUGCGACGCGCCAGAUGGCUAUUUGUUCCAUGAUGCGUCUACUUGGAACCAGCGAGCUGUUGAUGACAUUGCGUCGAGGACAGCGAAAGAUGUGUUUGAUCAUCUCUUUCCACCGUUGCAGUGA
This is a messenger RNA of Beauveria bassiana ARSEF 2860, 1476 nucleotides long. RefSeq lists its product as uncharacterized. The record is from RefSeq and is a predicted model, not a curated record. NCBI's taxonomy places the organism in Eukaryota, Fungi, Ascomycota, Sordariomycetes, Hypocreales, Cordycipitaceae. Bases 1 to 1476 code for a protein of 491 amino acids. The transcript has 2 exons.